AGACCCCGCGGCGGUAACCGUUUGAUUGACGUAGGGAAGAAAAAGACAAGAUCGGAUUACAAGAUGGCGGUCUCUGGAUGAGAGUGAAGAGGCCGUCGUAGUUGUGGUUUCAACGGUGAAUUGUACAGUUAGCAAGCUAGAAAUCCGGCAUUCUGCGGGGAAAAUAAUAAUAAUCGUAAUAUGCUCGUGAGUUAGCUUUACGUUUUAGCACAUUAUUGCAAAACAUGCGGGUAGAAACAAAGUUUGAAGUUCGGGAAUAAGAAAAUAGCUAGGCAACUAUUUGAAAUAGUGAACUAGUGGCUAGCUAACGUUAGAUUGUUAGCUUUUCCGCUCAAGGUAACCAUGUCGGAUACUCGGCGGCGUGUGAAAGUAUAUACGCUGAAUGAAGACCGACAGUGGGAUGAUAGGGGCACAGGACAUGUCUCGUCUACCUUUGUCGAACGACUGAAGGGAAUAUCAUUAUUAGUUCGGGCCGAAUCCGACGGCUCACUUCUUCUGGAGUCUAAAAUCAGCCCAAAUACUGCAUAUCAGAAACAACAAGACACCCUGAUUGUGUGGUCGGAAGCAGAGAACUAUGAUCUGGCCCUGAGUUUUCAGGAAAAAGCUGGCUGCGAUGAAAUCUGGGAAAAGAUAUGUCAGGUGCAAGGGAAAGACCCUGCGCUGGAGAUCACCCAGGACCCCAUCGAUGAGUCUGAGGAGGAGCGCUUCGAGGAGAUGCCAGAGACCAGCCACCUGGUGGAGCUGCCUCCAUGCGAGCUGGCCCGGCUGGAGGAGAUCGCUGACCUUGUGACCUCUGUCCUGUCCUCGCCUAUCCGCCGGGAGAAGCUGGCCCUGGCCCUUAUGAGUGAAGGCUAUAUGAAGAAGCUGCUGCAGCUCUUCCAGGUGUGCGAGGACCUCGACAACCGGGAGGGCUUACACCACCUGUAUGAGAUUGUACGUGGAGUGUUGUUCCUUAACAAGGCGGCUCUAUUCGAGGUCAUGUUCUCGGACGACUGUAUCAUGGAUGUGGUUGGCUGUCUGGAGUUUGAUCCGUCGCUGGUGCAGCCUAAAAAGCACCGGGAGUUCCUCACCAAGACGGCCAAGUUCAAGGAGGUAAUCCCCAUCACGGACUCAGAGCUGCGGCAAAAGAUCCACCAGACGUACCGGGUGCAGUACAUUCAGGACAUCAUCCUGCCCACACCUUCUGUCUUCGAGGAGAACUUCCUUUCCACCCUCACAUCCUUUAUUUUCUUCAACAAGGUGGAGAUAGUCAGCAUGCUGCAGGAGGAUGAGAAGUUCCUAACUGAAGUCUUUGCACAGCUAACGGAUGAAGCGACAGAAGACGGUAAAAGGCGGGAACUAGUGAACUUUUUCAAAGAAUUUUGUGCUUUUUCACAAACCUUGCAACCGCAAAAUAGAGAUGCUUUCUUCAAGACUCUGGCGAAUCUAGGCAUUCUUCCUGCUCUUGAAAUAGUCAUGGGUAUGGACGACUUGCAGGUGAGGGCUGCAGCCACAGAUAUCUUCUCCUAUCUGGUGGAGUUCAGCCCCUCCAUGGUCCGGGAGUUUGUUAUGCAGGAGCCUCAGCAGACUGAUGAUGAUGUGCUGCUGAUCAACGUGGUGAUAAAGCAGAUGAUCUGUGACUCAGACCCUGAGUUGGGCGGUGCUGUGCAGCUUAUGGGGCUUCUACGCACAUUGAUCGACCCAGAGAACAUGCUGGCCCCCACCAAUAAAACAGAGAAGACUGAGUUCCUCAGCUUCUUCUACAAGUACUGCAUGCAGGUCCUCACAGUCCCUCUAUUGGCCAGCACUGUAGAUGAGAAGAACUGUAAAGAUCUGCAAGAGGGGUCCACCAAGAUCAACCCAGUGUGUCCUGAUAAUUUCCAGACAGCCCAACUCCUGGCUUUGAUUCUGGAGCUGCUGACGUUCUGUGUAGAGCACCACACGUACCACAUAAAGACCUACAUUAUGAACAAGGACCUGCUGCGACGAGUUCUGGUGCUAAUGAACUCUAAACACACCUUCCUUGCGCUGUGUGCUCUGCGCUUCAUGAGGAGGAUAAUUGGGCAGAAGGAUGAGUACUACAACCGCUACAUUGUCAAAGGGAACCUGUUUGAGCCAGUCAUCAACACUCUGCUGGAUAAUGGCACUAGAUACAACCUCUUAAACUCAGCCAUCAUUGAACUCUUUGAGUUCAUCAAAGUGGAGGAUAUCAAGUCCCUCAUAGCACACAUCAUAGACAACUACUACAAAGCACUUGAAUCCAUUGAAUACGUCCAGACUUUUAAGGGCUUGAAGGGCAGAUAUGAGCAGGAGAAGGACCGACAGACUCUGAGGCUCAACAGAUAUCGUAGGGAUGCCCGAACACUGGACGAGGACGAGGAUGAGGAAAUGUGGUUCAAUGAAGAUGGAGAGGCUAUUGAGAAAAGCAGGCCUGAGGAAGAGUUCCCAGAGAGCUUUGGAAAGUAUAUGGAAGCAAAAAAAGUUAAAGAGAGUGACAACAAAGAGAACUUCCCAAAGCGGACCCCAACUGGCAGCUUUAAGUUUACCUUCUCUCAUUCUGCAGGGGCUGCCAACGGAACCAACGGUGCCAACUGCAAGCCAGCCACCUCUCCCACCUCCGCCGCCAGUCCCAACGGCUCCCCCGCCAAGUCGGCAACGCCACCCGCCACCCCGGUAGUCAAGGUGAGCUUUCCCUGUCAACUGCCAUUCUAGUUGCCAAGACUGCGAUGGUCGGCCUUGUAGACUACCCUGACGAUGAAGACGAGGAGGAUGAAGAUGAAGAGCAGUCCCCACGGAAACGGCCCCGUCUGGGCUCAUAAGCCAGUGAAGUCCCCUGGUCUUGGUCCGCUGUGCCACUGUCACAGUCCACUGGACAGAGACCACUCCCGCCGUCCUACCCUCCCAGCCUGCUCCUACGCCCCCCUACCUGGCCUGUGGACCAGAGAGGUUGAUCAGUGCCAAGGUUUCCCUGAUGCUCCGGCAGGGACGCAGCACUUCACGCAAACCUCAGCCGCUCUACAAAAGGGGGAGCAGGGGCUAAUGGGGGAGCCAGUCAUGCUAGCAGGACUAGCCGCUUAGUAAUGGAAGCUUGAUUGGCUGACCCCAUAGAACUGUUAAUUUGGGUUGGGUGGAGAGAACUAGGCAAAAUGAGGGUUAACAGAAAAAACUAACCAACAGAAAACAGUUGCUUAGUUCUGAGGAGCAGGACUCAACCGUCGAAGCUGGGGCUGCAUUGCCCAAGCUCACACACACCUACAUCAGCCAGGAGUCCUGUAUUCAUGAGUUUAUUAAAAGUACUGUACAGUUAUUUUUCUUUUUAAUAAUUUGCCCCUUAAGUGAUUUUAAAAGGGUAGAGCUAUACCUGCCAGUGUAUUGCUUUUGCACAAAUGGUGGGAUCACUGUUCACCCUUUUAAUUCAAUGAUUCAUUGUAUAAAGCAAGAGUUGCAAUGCUGGUUUUAAAAUAACAUGUAUUAAACGGCAGUAAAGUCAUUUUUGCAGCCCACUGAGAA
This is a messenger RNA of Oncorhynchus gorbuscha (pink salmon), 3489 nucleotides long. Its product is annotated as serine/threonine-protein phosphatase 4 regulatory subunit 3-like. Gene Ontology annotation, biological process: protein dephosphorylation; DNA damage response. Gene Ontology annotation, cellular component: nucleoplasm; protein phosphatase 4 complex. The record is from RefSeq and is a predicted model, not a curated record. Bases 343 to 2691 code for a protein of 782 amino acids. NCBI's taxonomy places the organism in Eukaryota, Metazoa, Chordata, Actinopteri, Salmoniformes, Salmonidae. The transcript is spliced from 16 exons. Gene Ontology annotation, molecular function: protein phosphatase activator activity.